AAAAUGAUCUAAUAUUUGUGUUUUAACUUUCAGCUUUGUGUUAUUCUUGGAAAAUUUCGCACCACUUGUGAAUUCCUUGAACCUGGGCAUUGCAAACCCACUUCUGUUGGGCCCAUCUCCUUUGCACUUUGCUCAGAUUAAGACUCAAUUGGCGCUUCAGCAGCUGAAUGCCGUUGCCUCACAUAGUUCAACACCACCUUAUACUUUAUUAAAUCAGGCUUUCUUGAAAAUAGCCAUGUCAAGACCCAGGUUUAAUCCUCGAGGAAACUUUCCACUUCAGAGACCACGAGUACCUAACCCUCCUGGGAUGAGGCCUCCAGGACCAUUUAUGAGGCCGGGAGCUAUGGGUCUUCCAAGAUUUUACCCAGCAGGGAGAGCCCGUGGAAUUCCACCCAGAUUUGCUGGCCAUGAAUCUUAUCAGAACAUGGGACCACAGAGAAUGAAUGUUCAGGUAACUCAGCACCGAACUGAUCCAAGAUUGACCAAAGAAAAAUUGGAUUUUCAUGAAGCACAACAAAAGAAAGAGAAGCCUCAUGGUAGCCGGUGGGAUGAUGAGUCUCAAAUACCUGCAUCAGUGGCAGUGAAACAGAGUCCUAUAACACAGGUUACAGAGCAGAGUCCUAAAGUGCAGAGCCGCUAUACAAAAGAGAGUGCCUCAAGUAUCUUAGCAAGUUUUGGAUUAUCUAAUGAAGAUUUAGAAGAACUCAGUCGCUAUCCUGAUGAACAGCUAACUCCUGAAAAUAUGCCAUUAAUUCUGAGGGAUAUAAGAAUGCGAAAAAUGGGGCGCCGAUUACCUAAUUUACCUUCUCAGAGCAGAAAUAAAGAAACACUUGGUAGUGAGGCAGUUUCAAGUAAUGUGAUUGAUUAUGGGCAUGCAAGCAAAUAUGGCUAUACAGAAGAUCCACUUGAAGCACGUAUUUAUGAUCCUGAAAUUCCAACUGAUGAGGUCAAGAAUGAUUUUCGGUCACAGCAGAGCAUUUCUGCAUCUGUUCCUGCACCAAAUGUGAUAUGUAAUUCUAUGUUUCCUGUUGAAGAUGUGUUUCGACAGAUGGACUUCCCCGGUGAGUCCUCCAAUAAUCAGUCCUUUUUCCCAGUUGAGAGUGGAACUAAGAUGCCAGGUUUACACAUUACAGGAAGACAGCCAGUCCUUGAACCUGUAAAAUGUGUCAGCCAGUCCAUUAGCCAAACAGUUAACCAGGCAAUGAGUUGGUCUCUGAUUCCUCCAUCUAUGAACCAGCAACCUUUUUCAUCGGAAUUAAUUCCAGCUGUAAGCCAGCAAGAGCGGAUCCCACGUGAGCCUGUGAUUAAUUCAUCUAAUGUCCACAGACCAGGAGGAAAUAAAAAGAAUUAUCAAUCGGAGGCUGACAUCCCCAUUCGGUCACCCUUUGGGAUUGUGAAAGCAUCCUGGCUCCCCAAGCUUUCUGAUGUCCAAAAGAUGAAGAGACUACCAACUCCUUCUAUGAUGAAUGACUAUUAUGCAGCAUCUCCAAGAAUAUUUCCACAUUUCUGUUCUCUCUGUAACGUAGAAUGUAGUCAUUUGAAGGAUUGGAUUCAGCAUCAAAAUACAUCUACUCAUAUUGAGAGCUGCCGACAGUUACGUCAACAGUAUCCUGAUUGGAAUCCUGAGAUCCUCCCAUCAAGAAGAAAUGAAGGCAACAGAAAAGAAAAUGAAACUCCAAGAAGACGUUCUCAUUCCCUCAGUCCUAGACAUUCUAGGAGAUCAAGCUCAAGUCACAGAUUCCAUCGAUCUCGAAGCCCAACACGUUAUAUGUAUAGACCAAGAAGUCGAAGUCCAAGAAUUUGCCAUCGUUACAUUUCUAGAUAUAGAUCCAGGUCCCGUUCACCAUAUCGAAUGAGAAAUCCAUUUAGAGGUAGUCCAAAAAGCUAUCGAUCAGUUAGCCCUGAAAGGAUAUCAAGGAGAUCAGUGAGAUCAUCAGAUAGAAAAAGAGCAUUAGAAGAUGUAGCACAACGAUCAGGGCAUGUGCCAGAAUCCAAUAAAGAGAAGCAUUUUGAAGCAGUUGAUAAAGGACAGUUACCAGCACAAAAGGCUAAAACUGGAAGUGGAUCAAAGUCAUCAGUUAAAUCUAUAAGUUCUACAAAGAAUGAUUCAAAUUUAGGAGGACAUUCUACUCGUCACAAAUCAAAGAAUCUUGAAGAUGCCACCUUAUCAGAAUGUAAACAGAUGUCUGAUAAAGCUGUUUCUGUCCAGCGUAAGUCUCGGAAAGACCAACCUUUGUAUUACGGUUCCGUUCUUCUUAUAUCUGAAUUACCAGAGGAUGGCUAUACUGAAGAAGAUAUUAAAAAACUAUUUCAACCAUUUGGAAAAGUUAAUGAUGUCCUAAUUGUUCCAUAUAGGAAAGAGGCUUACCUGAAAAUGGAAUUUAAGGAGGCAGUCACUGCAGUCAUGAAGUAUAUUGAAACAACACCUCUUUUGGUAAAUGGGAAAAAUGUGAAAGUAUGUGUUCCAGGAAGGAAAAAAGCACAGAACAAAGAGGUGAAGGAAAAGACAGAUUCAAAGAAAACAUCUGCUUUAAAAAAAGAUACAGAUGCUUCCAAAGCUGUUGAAAUUGUGAAGUCAGCUUCUGCUACCAAAACUGGACAAGCUAAAGCAUCUGUAGGCAAAGUGAAUAAAUCUUCAGGGAAAUCAGCGGGUUCUGUAAAAUCUGUGAUAACAGUAGCUGCUAAAGCUAAUAAAACUUCAACCAAAACAGCAAAGUCCAGUGGGAAGAAGUCUCUAGAAGUCAGAAAGGCUGGCAUUGUCAAAAACAAAGAUGCCAAUAAACCUCUGACUGUACAAGAAAACUCUGAAAUAAAGACCAGUAUGGAACUCAAAGCCACUGAAAAUAGUGCUAAAGAAACUACUUCAGAAGCUGCUUUGGUGGUCACAGAAAAUGAAACAGUUAAUAACAAGGAAACAGAGGAAAUGUGUGUGGUACUUAUUUCUAAUUUGCCAAAUAAAGGAUAUUCUAUAGAAGAAGUUAACAACCUAGUAAAACCAUUUGGUGAUACAAAGGAUAUUUUGAUUUUAUCAUCUCAUAAAAAGGCUAUUAUAGAAAUAAAUAGAAAAUCUGCAGAUUCUAUGAUAAAAUUUUAUACCUGCUUCCCAAUAUCAGUGGAUGGAAAUCAACUCUCAAUAAGUAUGGCUCCUGAAAACAUGAGUGUAAAAGAUGAGGAAGCUAUAUUUACAGCCUUGAUUAAAGAAAAUAAUCCAGAGGCAAACAUAGAAAAAAUACACAAUCGAUUUAUACAUCUUAAUAACUUACCAGAAGAUGGACUUCAGUGUGUACUAUGUGUUGGACUUCAGUUUGGAAAAGUGGAUCACCAUAUAUUCUUGAGUAAUAAAAACAAGGCAAUUCUUCAGUUAGAUAGUCCUGAAUCUGCUCAGUCAAUGUACAGCUUUCUGAAACAAAAUCCACAGAACAUAGGUGACUGUGUAUUGACCUGUACAUUAUCUCCAAAGGUGAACUCAUUAGAGGCUCAAGCUGAGAAAGACCAAGAACUAGGAAAAGAAAGCCCUGACUUGAAAAACAAUCCAGUUGAUGAAAGUGAGGUGCACACAGCAGCUGAUAGUCCCUCUGUUAAACCUAGUGAGGUUGAAGAAGAAACUAUUCCCAGCAUUCAAACAGAAACUUCUGUACAACAGGAAGAGUUUUGUGAGGAAGAACCUGACAGAAUACUAUGUGACUCUGACUUUGCUAUUGAAACGUUGGAAAUUGAAACUCAAGGAGAGGAGGUCAAAGUGGAAAUUCCUCUUGUAGAAACCAUUCCAACCAAUAUUGAAUUAUUCACCGAAAAUGUAGAGGAGUCUGUUUUAAAUCAGCAGGUGUAUACCAGUGACUUUGGGAAGGAAGAGGCAGAAAUUAUUAAAGCUGAAACAGAAGUAGCAACAUCUGACAGUGCAUUUAUAGAAGAAAGGAAUAUCCAAGGAAUUCUAGAAGAAUCUCCAUCUGAAGCAGAAGACUUCUUUUCUGGGAUUACACAGGCUAUGAUAGAAGCUAUAGCUGAAGUGGACAAACAUGAAACUGAUUCAGAAAUAGUACCAUCUACUUGUGUUGUGACCCUGGUACCAGGAAUUUCCACUGGGGAUGAGAAGACAAUGAGCAAAAACGGAAUUUCUGAAAAAAGUAACAUGGAUGAACAGGAGGAGAAUGAAUUUAAUACUAAGGAAACCAAAAUGGAUCUGCAAAUAGGAACAGGGAAGGCUGAAAAGAAUGAUGCUAGGAUGGUCGCAGAGAAGGUGGAAAAGAUUGUGGUAGCAACGAAAGAAAAGCCUGCAGAAAACACUGGGAUCAAGGCAUACCCAAAUAAAGGAGUGUGCCAGGCCAGUAAGCCUGAUGAAACUAGUAAAACUAGUAUGCUGGCUACAUCAAAUGCACCUAGCAGUAAAUCAAGCAUCAAGUCUGGUAUGGUCUCUUCUCCAAAGACAAAAACUACAGCUUCCAAAUCUGAAAACCAGAAAAGUUUUCUAAAACCUGUACUCAGAGAUCACAUAAAUGCUGAAAAGAAACUUUCAGCCAAGGAAUUGGGUCUUAAACCUGCAAGCGCCAGGUUGGCCGAAAACAGCAGUAAAAUCAAAUCUACUCACAGCGGUGUUACCAGAGGAGGCAGUGGAAGGAUCUCAGCUCUGCCAGACAAGGAUUCUAAACUGGAUUACAGGGAUAUUACAAAACAGUCUCAGGAAACAGAGGCUAGACCUUCCACCAUGAAACGGGAUGACGGCAACAAUAAGACUUUGGUUGGGCAAAACACCAAGAAUCCUAAAAGCACCACUGGUAGAAGUUCCAAAUCUAAAGAGGAACCAUUAUUUCCAUUUAAUUUGGAUGAGUUUGUUACUGUGGAUGAGGUUAUAGAAGAAGUGAAUCCUUCGCAAGCCAAACAGAAUCCACUAAAGGGAAAAAGGAAAGAAGCUCUCAAAAAUAUCCCUUCCUCUGAACUUCCUGUAAAGAAGAAGAAAGGGAAAACUUCUGGCCCGCAUGUUGUGGAGAGAGAAUUAUCUUUUGUAACACUGGAUGAGAUUGGGGAAGAGGAAGAUGCACACCUAGCACAAGCUCUGGUCACUGUAGACGAAGUUAUUGAUGAAGAAGAAAUAAAUAUGGAAGAAAUGGUAAAAAAUUCAAAUUCACUUCUUACAUUAGAUGAGUUAAUUGAUCAAGACGAUUGCAUAUCCCACAGUGAACCUAAAGAUGUUAUUGUACUGUCGGUGGCUGAAGAACAAGAUCUUCUCAAACAGGAACGCCUGGUGACUGUGGAUGAAAUUGGAGAAGUAGAGGAGCUACCUUUAAAUGAAUCAGCAGACUUAAGUUUUGCCACUUUAAAUACUAAAGGAAAUGAGGAAAAUACUGGAAGUGAGUCCAUUGACUUCAUUUCUUCCCAGAUGCCUGAAGACCCUUCUACUUUGGUUACUGUAGAUGAAAUACAGGAUGACAGCAGUGAUCUGCACUUAGUGACUUUGGAUGAAGUAAAUGAAGAGGAUGAAGACUCUGUGGCAGAUUUUAAUAACCUUAAAGAAGAGCUUAAUUUUGUUACUGUUGAUGAAGUUGGAGAAGAGGAAGAUGGAGAUGAUUUAAAAGUUGAAUUAGCACAAAGCAAAAAUGAACAUCCCACAGAUAAAAGAGGGGAUAGGAAAAAGAGAGCUAUGGACACAAGGAAGACAAAACUUGAAGCCUUGUCCCAAGUGGGUCCAGUAAGUGUGAAUGUUGUGGAAGAAGAUCUGAACACCAUGGUUGAGAGGCACUUAGCAGCUAAAAUGACAACCAAGAGAGUUAGAAUUGGGACAACUCCACCAUUGGAAAACGCAGUUGAGACAGAUCCAGAGCAAGAUAAAGAAGAGGCCUACCAAAUUAGUGAAGUUGGUGAAGAAUCUGACUUUAAGGAUUCAGAACCAGAACGAAAACGCAAGAAGAUUGAGGACCCUUCUUUAGGGACACCAGUGGCAGCUGAUGUCUCCAAAGAUUUAGACUUUCUUGUACCGAAGCCUGGAUUCUUCUGUCCAAUUUGUUCCCUCUUCUACUCAGGUGAAAGAGCAAUGACAAAUCACUGCAAGAGUACACGUCAUAAGCAAAAUACAGAGAAGUUCAUGGCCAAGCAAAGAAAGGAAAAGGAGCAGAAUGAGGUUGAAGAAAGAAGCUCAAGCUCUAGGUGAUUGGGGAAAAAUUUGUUAGAAAUUUGUUUAGGGUCCAGUUGAUUUGUGUAUUUUUGUUAUCACUAAUUUGUAAUUUUUGUUUCAGAAGCAAAUAUUCAUGUUGUAUAAAUUUCUGAUUGUCCUUGAUGUAGAGAGACUGAUGGGGAAAGUAUGAUGUGUUUGAUUUUUAUAUCAAAUCAUCAGGCAUGGAGAAAUAUCUUUUAGAAGUGUUAAAAUAAAUGUUCCUACUGUAUAUUUAAAAUAC
Molecule: messenger RNA, 6386 nt
Organism: Myotis davidii
Lineage: Eukaryota; Metazoa; Chordata; Mammalia; Chiroptera; Vespertilionidae
Gene: ZNF638
Product: zinc finger protein 638
Exons: 27
Coding region: 236-6142 (1968 amino acids)
Biological process (GO): regulation of RNA splicing
Cellular component (GO): nucleus
Molecular function (GO): mRNA binding; zinc ion binding
Source: RefSeq, a predicted model, not a curated record